CCUCCGCCGCCUCAGCUUCCCGAGCGAGCCCUACGGCCGCCGGAGCAGCUCCCGCGGCGGAGCAGGAGCCGGAUGGUCAGAGGAGCCCGGCAGCCCCAGCAGCCGCGGAGUCGCCUGGCCCCAAGACUGACUGGCACAGUGGAGAAACCACCUCGAAAACGGAAAAGCAGGACUGAAUUUGCUCUUAAAGAAAUCAUGUCCUCUGGAGGUGCUGAAGAUGACAUCCCACAGGGAGAGAGGAAAACAGUUACAGAUUUUUGUUACCUUCUAGAUAAAUCUAAGCAGCUGUUCAACGGGUUAAGAGAUUUGCCACAAUAUGGGCAGAAGCAGUGGCAGUCUUAUUUUGGAAGAACUUUUGAUGUUUACACCAAACUCUGGAAGUUCCAGCAGCAGCACCGACAAGUCUUGGAUAAUCGGUAUGGCUUGAAGCGGUGGCAAAUAGGGGAAAUUGCUUCUAAGAUUGGGCAGCUAUACUACCAUUAUUACCUGCGCACAUCUGAGACCAGCUAUCUGAAUGAGGCUUUCUCCUUCUAUUCUGCAAUCAGACAGAGAUCAUAUUAUUCUCAAGUCAAUAAAGAGGACAGACCUGAGUUGGUAGUUAAGAAGCUACGAUACUAUGCAAGAUUUAUAGUAGUUUGUCUUCUCCUCAACAAAAUGGAUGUUGUAAAGGAUCUGGUGAAGGAACUCUCGGAUGAAAUUGAAGAUUAUACUCACCGCUUUAAUACUGAAGAUCAAGUGGAAUGGAACCUGGUACUUCAAGAAGUAGCAGCUUUCAUUGAGGCAGACCCUGUGAUGGUAUUAAAUGAUGAUAAUACCAUUGUUAUCACGUCUAAUCGCCUUGCUGAAACAGGAGCCCCAUUGCUGGAACAGGGCAUGAUUGUGGGACAGUUGUCUCUGGCUGAUGCACUCAUUAUUGGUAAUUGUAAUAACCAGGUUAAGUUCAGUGAACUAACUGUUGACAUGUUCCGGAUGUUACAAGCCCUGGAAAGGGAGCCAAUGAAUUUAGCUUCCCAGAUGAAUAAACCAGGAAUGCAGGAAUCAGCUGACAAGCCUACGAGGCGAGAAAACCCCCACAAGUACCUGCUCUACAAACCAACGUUCAGCCAACUAUAUACAUUCUUAGCAGCAUCUUUUAAGGAGCUGCCUGCCAAUAGUGUGCUUCUGAUUUACCUGUCAGCCACUGGCGUUUUCCCCACAGGUCGUUCUGAUAGUGAAGGUCCUUAUGAUUUUGGAGGGGUACUUACUAAUAGUAACCGGGAUAUUAUAAAUGGAGAUGCCAUCCACAAACGAAAUCAGUCCCACAAGGAAAUGCACUGCCUUCAUCCUGGAGAUCUCUAUCCCUUCACAAGGAAGCCCCUGUUCAUCAUUGUGGAUUCAUCCAAUAGUGUUGCUUAUAAGAAUUUCACAAACUUAUUUGGACAGCCACUAGUCUGCUUGCUUUCUCCUACAGCAUAUCCAAAAGCUUUACAAGAUCAGUCUCAACGAGGUAGCCUCUUCACUCUCUUUUUGAACAAUCCUCUAAUGGCCUUCCUAUUUGUCUCUGGAUUGUCAAGCAUGCGUAGAGGCCUAUGGGAAAAGUGUCAAGAAUAUCUUCGAAAAAUCAACCGCGAUAUUGCCCAGCUACUGACCCAUUCACGUUCAAUAGAUCAGGCAUUUCUCCAGUUUUUUGGAGAUGAAUUUCUUCGCUUGCUUCUCACAAGAUUUAUCUUUUGUUCAGCCACCAUGAGGAUGCACAAGAUUUUUCGGGAAACACGAAAUUAUCCAGAAUCAUAUCCACAACUGCCAAGGGAUGAAACAGUGGAGAACCCUCACCUCCAGAAGCACAUUUUGGAAUUAGCAUCCAUUCUGGAUGUGCGAAACGUGUUCCUUGAGAAUACCAUAGAUGACUAUUAAAACAAAAAUCCUCUGUUGAAGCAAGUUUUUAUUUGCCACAGAUUUUAAAUGGUGCAGUUUUCUAAUGUGAUGACAGACACAUAGUGGCGUUAUUUAGUUUUUAUUUUUCAAUUUAGGACCACCAUUUUAAAAACAAGCUGAAAAAAAUUGUUCAAACUUUUAGGGUAACUGUUUUAAAAUACAGUAGUUCAGGUCUUUUAAAAACUCGAUUAACCUUGGAAUUUUUAUUUUUGGGUUUUGAGGUACAGAUACUUACCUCUAACAUCUGAUCCUACAGUCAUAUAGUCACUAUUCUCACCCUGAGAAGAGUAAAUCAUUUAUUUUUGUAUAAUGAGGAAAACCCAACUCUUAUACUUGGACCUUAAAUGUGUGGAUUUGGAAAAUAUGUUAUUGUUCACAAAUAUGAAACUAGCCAGCAUGGACUACUAAGAAUCAAGAACAGAGCCCUUCCAUAAUAUUUCUUUUCAUUCCAAGUUAGUAGAUAGAAAAAUGUGUGAUUCUUUGAAGCCUAAUCAAGAUAGUUCUUAAAAGCAUUUAAUUCGUUUAAAUGCUGUCAAAAUUUCAGUAACUGUAUAGGAUUGAUUUGCAUCUGAAAAGCUGAAUCUCUAAUUGGGGUCUUGAGAUGAUACAUAUCAUUUGGAAUGUGUGAGUCCUGUGUUAUCAUAAGAUACGUUUGCAUAUUUUGUUUUCUUUGUAGUCUUUGAAUGCUGGAAGUGAAAAAGAAAAACUUAAAUCUUUCAGUCAAAAAAUCAGGUUGUCAUUUUCAUAAUACAGUGUUUCCAUAGGAAUUCCAUUUAAACUUUUAUUAAUUAAUGAGAUCAAGUUUAAAGACUGUCUAGGUUGAGGUCUGUGGUAUACAGUAGAGAGUUUGUAAUCUUUUUGCCUAGUUCAGAUUUAUGAAACUUCAGAGUUGUUACUAAUUUUAGUUGAGGGUAACUGAAUUGUUAUAUAAUUAAAAUGGAAGUUGCUUUUGCAUUGACAAUUUGGAAAUUAGGUUUUUUAAAACUCCUUAUAUUUACUAUUUUAUAUUUCAUGCACAAGUUUUUUAUUAUUUUAUAUAGGACUCAGUGUAUUAUAUAAAGAUUUUUGUGGUUUUUCUUCCCUUUCAUCCCCUUCAUAAUUUUACAGGUACUAGCUAUGAUUUCUUUCCCCUCUUUUGACUCCCCAGCAUUCAAGUUCAGAAAUCUAUGAAUCAAAAGCCCUUCUACCUAAUUUUCUGUACAGGCUCACAACUCUACCUCUGGCAGUCCCAGGGGAAAUGAGGUGUUUGCUUUUGGUGCCUCUUUCCUAUGUCCCUAGG
Kogia breviceps (pygmy sperm whale) is the source of this 3193-nucleotide messenger RNA. It is a transcript of the gene SCAI, whose product is annotated as suppressor of cancer cell invasion. Lineage: Eukaryota; Metazoa; Chordata; Mammalia; Artiodactyla; Physeteridae. Gene Ontology annotation, cellular component: nucleus. Gene Ontology annotation, molecular function: transcription corepressor activity. Gene Ontology annotation, biological process: DNA-templated transcription. The record is from RefSeq and is a predicted model, not a curated record.